AUGGCAGUGGUGGAGGCCGCCUCCCUGGCUCACCGUCUCCUCCCUAUCCUCCUCCUCCUACUACUCGUUGCCACCGAUGAUGCCGCCGUAUUCAGCAUCAUCAACAAUUGCAGCUACACCGUGUGGCCAGCCGCCACGCCAGUCGGCGGUGGCUCAGAGCUCAAAUCUGGGGGCAUGUGGAUCCUCAAUGUGCCGGCCGGCACCACAAGCAGGCGCAUCUGGGGGCGCACAGGCUGCAAGUUCAACAGUAGCGGCUAUGGGGCAUGUGAAACGGCUGACUGUGCUGGUGCGCUUUCAUGCUCGUUGAGCCCCAAACCGCCCGCUGCACUUGCAGAGUUCUCACUCGGUGGCCCAACAGAUUUCUUUGAUUUAACCAUGAUCGAUGGCUUCAACUUGCCUAUGGCCCUCCUGCCGGCCAAGGAAGGGCCAGAAUGCAGCAUGGUGCUACGCUGUGAGGGAAACAGCAAGUCACAGUGCCCAGACGCGUUCAAGGUGCCUACUGACAAUAACAAAACUCAUGCCUGCCCAGGGAACACCGACUACGAGGUUGUCUUCUGUCCCCCAAGUGAUCUAAAACCCAUGCCUGCAACUGUAAGUCCUCAACCUCCACCCACAAUCCAGAUAACACCUUCACCAUCAAGCCCUGUGGUUUCACCUUCUGGGGCAACAAGGACGAGAUCAUCCUCAGGAAGCCGAGUAGUUGUUAUUCUAGCUACUAUAAGCAGCUUUAUCUUUCUAAUAUUAUGCGUUGCUGUUUUCUUCAUGUGCAAACGAAGAGCACGACACCGGGAGAUGGAGCAAGUGGAAGAUUACAGGGACCUACAAGGAACACCAGUGAGGUUCACAUUUCAACAGUUAAAAGUAGCAACUGAGGAUUUCAACGACAAACUAGGGGAAGGAGGAUUUGGGACUGUUUUCAUGGGACGGUUUGGUGAGGACAUAAUUGCAGUGAAACGUUUGGAUCGAACUGGUCAAGGAAAGAGAGAAUUUUCGGCAGAAGUGCAGACAAUCGGCAGAAUUCACCAUAUUAAUCUGGUUAGGCUGAUUGGUUUCUGUGCAGAGAAAUCACAUAGGCUCUUGGUUUAUGAGUUCAUGCCCAAAGGAUCCUUGGAUAGGUGGAUCUAUUGCCGGCAUAGGAAUAACACUCUUCCUCUGGAUUGGAGAACGCGAUGCAAGAUUAUUACUCACAUAGCUAAGGCCCUCUGUUAUCUUCAUGAGGAGUGCAUGAUGAGAAUUGCUCACUUGGAUGUCAAACCACAAAAUAUCCUGCUAGAUGACAACUUCAAUGCUAAACUCUCUGACUUUGGACUAUGCAAGCUCAUUGAUAGGGAUAAGAGCCAAGUGAUGACCAGAAUGAGAGGUACACCUGGGUAUUUAGCUCCAGAAUGGUUGACGUCACAAAUCACAGAGAAGGCUGAUAUAUAUAGUUUUGGCGUCGUGAUAAUGGAAAUCAUCAGUGGAAGGAAGAACCUUGACACUUCCCGAUCUGAAGAGAGCGUACAUCUCAUUACCUUAUUGGAAGAAAAGGUGAAGAAUGGUCAGUUAGCAGAUUUGAUGGAUGAGCACAAUAAUGAUAUGCAAGUACACAAGCAAGAAGUAAUACAAAUGAUGAAGCUCGCAAUGUGGUGUUUACAAAUUGAUAGCAAAAGAAGGCCUCAAAUGUCCGAUGUUGUCAAGGUCUUGGAGGGUACCAUGAAUGUGGAAACCAACAUAGAUCAUAACUUUGUUGCAACAAGUCAAACAAUCUAUGGUGUUGCUGGAAAUGUGAGCUUCUCAGCUCCACCUCUUGCCUCUGAUGUAUCAGCCCCAAGGUGA
Messenger RNA from Miscanthus lutarioriparius, 1815 nucleotides. Lineage: Eukaryota; Viridiplantae; Streptophyta; Magnoliopsida; Poales; Poaceae. The record is from the annotation of a GenBank genome assembly.